AUGAACAUCUUUGGAAUCAAACAACCACAGAGUAGUCCCGCAGCACGCGCACUACAGGGAUGGUACCCAAGGUCUCGUAUCAUCGGCAUUGGCAGGUAUAAUGAAGAAGGACCCUCCAUCGACUCCUGGGAUUUCAGAGAUUUGACACCUAAGAUUUCAUUGCCAAUUUCAACGUUCGCACGGCUGUCUUCGACCUUUUCCUUUUGGUCCGACCCUGAGGGCGCAGCCAGAAGUCUGCGCCGCGAUGGAUGGAUUGAUGUCAAGACAGAUAUUGAGACAGACCUUGAGCGCUGUCCCCUUGUCCAUUCAAAUACCAUUCAGUAUCUCUGCCUCGAUCCUACCACCGUGGGAGAGCGUCGCGAGCUUGUCCCAGGACAACUACCACCGAUCCCCAGAGGCCCCCCGCCACCCACCUGGACAGUUCUGCUCUCUGCCAUGGACUGCAAUAUGUCCAUCGAACCUCUUUCAUCAGGUCCACUACAUGACGGUAACCCUCUCCCGCCUUUGCACUUACUUGUCGAUGGUUUGAUAUCAGGCGUUCUCGACGUCCCACCUAAAAGCCGAAUAGAAGGAAGACUAGGCCUGCAGCUGGUCUAUCUACACGCGUACUGUUUCGAUAUGCGGUCGCCGAAGCUUGUAGAGCAGCUUAGGCCCGAGAACCUUCAAUUCCAUAUCGAUGCACUUACUGGACCAUCCGUCGGUAAACCACCACUUAUGGCCUGGGGUCGUCAAGUGAGGCGUGAGCUUCGAGACGAUACCCGGCAACUCAUGAACGAGAAUUCGCUUCUCGGUGCAAACCCUGCCGAAUAUCGAGAUUUUAUUUCUUCUUUCCGUUCGGAAUUUCAAGCACUGUUAUACACAGUCUCGCCUCCAUCAUCGCCCUCUUGUUAUCCUACUGCAAAGGAAAGUUCGUUUUUAAUCCGGCGUGCCAACGCUUAA
Molecule: messenger RNA, 939 nt
Organism: Fusarium odoratissimum NRRL 54006
Lineage: Eukaryota; Fungi; Ascomycota; Sordariomycetes; Hypocreales; Nectriaceae
Exons: 2
Coding region: 1-939 (312 amino acids)
Source: RefSeq, a predicted model, not a curated record